CGUCUUAUAUAAAUACACACACAUUGAGAUAGGAAUAGAAAAUAACAUGAGGCUCCGUUUCACCUGAACCCAUACGCCGUCGUUUUCUGUUUUCUCUGCGCCGGAGAAUGGCGAUUCCGUGCUGGGACGACGUCGUUUUGAUCGAGAAAGGGAAGAGUUCUGGUGAUACCUCCGUCGUUACGGUCAAUUGUCCUGAUAAAGCCGGCCUGGGCUGUGACCUCGCCAGGAUUGUCCUCGAAUUUGGCCUCUAUAUCACCCGUGGAGAUUUCUCUACUGAUGGAAAAUGGUGUUAUGUGGUAUUGUGGGUUGUUCCACGCCCAAUCUCAUUGAAAGUUGAUUGGGAGAGCUUGAAAACCCGGCUUUUAUCUGCUUGUCCAUCAUGUUUGCCUACAUUUUACUUGACUCAGUCCAGCAACUCUUCUCAACCACCUCCAUUGUAUCUUUUGAAGGUUUUUUCACUGGAUCGUAAAGGUUUAUUACAUGAUGUCACAAAAGUGCUAUCUGAGCUUGAGUUGCUAAUCCACAGAGUAAAAGUGAUGACGACCCCAGAUGGCAAAGUCUUGGACCUUUUCUUAAUUACAGAUGUCAUGGACUUGCUGCACACCAAAAAGAGACGAGAUGACACUUGCGAACAUAUCAAUGAUGAAAUAGGAGAGGAUUGUAUUAGCUGCGAACUUGAUCUGGCAGGUCCCGAGUACGAAAGUCAGUUGGGUUUAUCUUCUCUUUCUAAAGCAGUUUGUGAAGAAUUGUUUUGUUGUGAGCUUUCUGAUAGAGAAGCCUGUUCACAAGCCCUGAGUGCUGAGAUAACUAAAGUUAAGAAGGCCACUAUCACAGUUGAUAAUCAUCUGAGCCCAGCACACACCUUGCUUCAAAUACAGUGUGUUGAUCAGAAGGGACUUGUCUAUGAUAUUUUGAGAACUGCAAAGGACUGCAAUAUUCAGAUUGCAUAUGGAAGAGUCCCUCCAAGUGUAAAGGGUUAUCGUACUCUGGACUUGUUCAUUCAAAAAUCAGACGGAGGAAAGAUCAUAGAUCGCGAGUUUCAGGAUACCCUGUGUUCUCGUUUGAAGGAGGAGAUGUUGCAUCCAUUGCGAGUCACCAUCACUAAUCGCGGUCCAGACACAGAACUUUUGGUUGCUAAUCCAGUUGAAUUAUCAGGAAAGGGAAGGCCUCGUGUUUUCUAUGAUGUAACUCUCGCCCUAAAGAUGCUAGGAAUAUGUGUCUUCUCCGCUGAAAUUGGAAGACAUUCAACAGAAGAUCGCCAAUGGGAGGUUUACAGAUUCCUUUUAAUCGACAGCCGCGAAUUUCCAUUAGCCAGCAAACGAGCUAAAAAUGAAAUCGCGGAUAGAGUGAGGAGAACACUGAUGGGCUGGUAAGAGAACAUUUGGCAAUCUGACGGGUUUACAUUACAUAUUGAGAUUUGAGAAUAUACUUUUCUGCAUCGACCAUGUCCCUUGCCUGGCAUCGGAGAUACUUACCAGCCACAAGUCGAUGCACCAGACAGGCAGGCGCCAUCCGCUGCCUCGCUGCUGCAAGAUAUAAGUUGGCGUAAGCAGCUGCCAUGGGCCGUCAAGUGUAUGGAUCUCCUGAACAAGGGCUAACGCAAGUAAUAGGCCAGACUUUACCAUUCCUUUGUUGACUUUCUUUGUUUUUAAGAAGCUUUUGCAAUUAGGCUGCACUGUGUAUGCAAUGCUUAGUAUAUCGAUCGAUCUUCGUUGUGCUUCUAUACAAUUUCAGUAGUAUGAUAUAAGUGAUCAAGUUUCUAGCUGA
Molecule: messenger RNA, 1767 nt
Organism: Daucus carota subsp. sativus
Lineage: Eukaryota; Viridiplantae; Streptophyta; Magnoliopsida; Apiales; Apiaceae
Product: ACT domain-containing protein ACR9
Exons: 6
Coding region: 108-1373 (421 amino acids)
Source: RefSeq, a predicted model, not a curated record